AUGUCUCCUCCUCGGCUCACCGGUGCAUUGCGCUCUUUCUCUACAGUCAGCAAGCAGGAAGACUUCACACUCGAGCUUUAUGAUUUGAAGGCCAAGCGUCUGAAGAGGCAGGAACUGUUUGCCAGAGAGGGCCUGACAUGGCCAAAAGUUGUGCAGCUCUUCACACAACACCAGGAGAAGAAGGAGCAACAGUCAGCUUCUCAAGAGCUGAAAAACAUUCUGCAAGCAGCAAAACAAAUAGUUGGCACAGAGUUUGGACAGGACACCAUUGAAAGUGCUGCAGUCUACUUGUUUAAAACAUUCCACAACAAAGACCAGGUUGGCCAUGAAGAGACACGUGCCAUUAAGCAGAUGUUUGGCCCUUUCCCAGCUUCAGCUGCUGAAGCAUCCUGUGUUGCUGUGGGCCAACUGGUGGCUCUGCUUGGAGAGUCGCAUGUGGAGGCUUUCAUCCAGACACAGAGCUCCUGUAAAACUGUGGAUCAAGGGGCUACAUUCGGACGGAACAUUACCUUUUCCUUUGACUCCUAUGUGCUAGACACCCAGGAUGCUCUACCCUGGGAGGAGGAGCAAGGCGAAGGCCAAAGCUUGGACUUCAACAGCUUCUUGAAUAACCAUGUUGGUGGGCGGAGGACUGAGGUAGAGACAGUUGGAGCAAGCUCAGUGAGUGCCCUGAGCCAGAGCAGUGCCGAAAGCUCUAUCCUUAGAAGAGAGGUGGAGAAAUACCUGAGUGGAGGCAACAUGGGCUCAUCCAGUGCUGAGGAACUGUGUACCUCCUUGUUUGAGAUGCUGUCCUCCACGAAGACUGAUGAUGAACUUCAGAAUGAGCUGUUUGAAUUUCUUGGCCCUGAGGGAUUUGAAAUGAUCUCUGUACUUCUUCAGAGAAGGUCAGACAUUGUGGACUCUCUCCUGUCUGGCCCACCUGAUAACAAGCUCAGCUACCCACCAGAUGGUAUACUUAAAAGCACUGAGACAGUUAAGCCCACAUAUGGCUGUCAGGUGACCAUUCAGUCAGAACAGGAGAGGCAGAUGAUGAAGCUCUACCGGAGGGAGGAGAAGAGGGAGAGGAAGAGAGAGAAACGAAGUGAUGACGGGGAAUACUCUGAAGCUGCGUUCCAUUUUGACCCUAAGGAGCUGAGACUGCAGAGGGAGCAGGCCUUGCUGACUGCCCGCCGUUCUCCAGUGUUAGGCCGUCAGAGAGAAUACGAGCGCCCUCGCUACCCUCAUGUCUAUGACUCCUGUGCUGAGGCUACUAAGACUUCUGCCUUCAUUGGAGGGGCCAAGAUGCUGCUGCCUGAGGGCAUCCAGAGAGAGAAUAAUAAGAUGUUUGAGCAGGUUGAGAUCCCACCCAAUGAGCCCAUGCCCAUCGGCUUCCAGGAGAAGCCUGUCUACAUCUCAGACCUUGAUGAGAUUGGGCAGUUGGUGUUUAAGGGAAUGAAGAAGCUGAACAGGAUACAGUCCAUUGUGUUCGAAACGGCUUAUAACACCAAUGAGAACAUGCUGGUGUGCGCUCCCACGGGUGCGGGCAAGACCAACAUCGCCAUGCUCACUGUUCUGCACGAGAUCCGCCAGCACCUGCAGCCUGGCGGGGUCAUCCGCAAGGACCAGUUCAAGAUAGUAUAUGUGGCUCCAAUGAAGGCCUUGGCUGCCGAAAUGACUAAUUACUUCAGUAAACGCUUGGAGCCACUGGGCAUCGCUGUCAAAGAGCUGACUGGAGACAUGCAGCUGACCAAAGGGGAGAUCCUCCGCACUCAGAUGCUGGUGACCACUCCUGAGAAGUGGGACGUGGUAACAAGGAAGAGUGUAGGUGAUGUGGGGCUAUCCCAGAUCGUCCGGCUGCUCAUCCUGGAUGAGGUGCACCUGCUGCAUGAGGACAGAGGGCCUGUCCUGGAAAGCCUAGUAGCCAGGACGCUGCGUCAGGUGGAGUCGACUCAGAGUAUGAUCCGUAUACUGGGACUAUCUGCCACACUGCCCAAUUACCUGGAUGUGGCAUCCUUCCUGCAUGUAAACCCAUACAUCGGCCUCUUCUUCUUCGACAGCCGCUUUCGGCCUGUUCCUCUUGGUCAAACCUUUGUGGGCGUUAAGACCACAAAUAAGAUUCAGCAGCUUCAUGAUAUGGAAGAGGUUUGCUAUGACAAGGUCCUGGAGCAAAUUAAAGCUGGACAUCAGGUGAUGGUGUUUGUCCAUGCCCGUAACUCCACUGUGCGUACAGCCAUGAGUCUAAUUGAAAUGGCGAAGAACCGAGGGGAGUCAUCGUUCUUCCAGGCGGACCAAGGGCCCGAUUAUGGACACUGUGAAAAGCAGGUGCAGCGCUCACGGAAUAAGCAGAUGAGGGAGAUGUUCCCUGAUGGUUUUGGGAUCCACCAUGCUGGGAUGCUGCGGCAGGACCGUACGCUGAUGGAGAACAUGUUCUCCAGGGGCUACCUAAAGGUCCUGGUGUGUACAGCCACAUUGGCUUGGGGUGUCAACCUGCCUGCUCAUGCAGUCAUCAUAAAGGGCACGCAGAUCUACGAUGCCAAACGGGGUGCCAUGGUGGAUCUGGGCAUCCUGGAUGUGAUGCAGAUUUUUGGACGCGCUGGCCGUCCUCAAUUUGAUAAGUAUGGAGAGGGCACCAUCAUUACCACUCAUGACAAGCUGAGCCACUACCUAACCCUCCUCACCCAGCAGAACCCUAUCGAGAGCCAGUUUCAUGCCAGCCUGGCUGAUAACCUCAAUGCUGAGGUGGCUUUGGGAACUGUUACCAAUGUUGAAGAAGCUGUUAAGUGGUUGAGCUACACCUACCUCUACGUACGAAUGAGAGCCAAUCCACUGGUUUAUGGCAUUAAUCAUAAGGCCUACCAGAUGGAUCCAGGCCUGGAGCUCUACAGGAAAGAAUUAGUGGUGGAGGCUGGGAGGAAGCUGGACAAGGCUCGUAUGAUCCGGUUUGAGGAAAGGACUGGUUAUUUUGCCUCGACUGACCUUGGCAGAACUGCCAGUCAUUUCUACAUCAAGUAUAACACCAUAGAGACUUUCAAUGAGCUUUUCAACGCCCAGAAAACAGAAGCUGAUAUUCUGAGUAUUGUCUCUAAAGCAGAGGAAUUUGAGCAGGUUAAGGUGCGUGAGGAGGAGAUGGAAGAGCUGGAGACAUUGCUGUGUAGCUUCUGCGAGCUGCCGGCGGCUGGAGGAGUGGAGAAUGGCUACGGGAAAAUCAACAUCCUGCUGCAGACCUACAUCGGCCGCGGGGAGGUGGACAGCUUCUCACUCAUCUCCGACCUGGCUUACGUGGCCCAGAAUGCUGCUCGUAUUGUGAGAGCGCUCUUUGAGAUCGCUCUGAGGAAGCGCUGGCCGGCAAUGACCUACAGACUGCUAAACCUGUGCAAAGUGAUUGACAAGCGUCUGUGGGGCUGGGCCCACCCCCUGCGCCAAUUUACCACACUGCCCAGCUCUGUGCUGUCCAGGCUGGAGGAGAGGAAGCUUACUGUGGACAAGCUUAAAGACAUGCAGAAGGACGAGAUAGGUCACAUGUUGCACCAUGUGAACAUCGGGCUGAAGGUGAAACAGUGUGUCCACCAGAUUCCUGCCAUCUUGAUGGAGGCUACCAUUCAGCCUAUCACACGAACUGUCCUUCGCGUUCGCCUCACCAUUACCCCCGACUUCAGGUGGAAUGACCAGGUGCAUGGCUCAGUCGGAGAGCCGUGGUGGCUGUGGGUGGAGGACCCCAUCAAUGACCAUAUUUACCACUCUGAGUACUUCCUCCUGCAGAAGAAACAGGUGGUAAGUGGGGAGCCACAGCAGGUGGUGUUCACAAUCCCAAUCUUUGAGCCCAUGCCUUCUCAGUACUACAUCCGCGCUGUGUCUGACCGCUGGCUAGGCUCUGAAGCUGUGUGCAUCAUCAACUUCCAGCACCUCAUCCUACCUGAGAGACACCCCCCCCACACAGAGCUCCUGGACCUGCAGCCACUGCCUGUGACAGCUCUGGGCAACAGGGAGUAUGAAAGCCUGUAUAAGUUCACACAUUUCAACCCCAUUCAGACACAGAUUUUCCACACACUUUACCACACUGACACCAACGUGCUGCUUGGGGCACCCACUGGCUCAGGAAAAACCAUCGCUGCAGAGAUGGCCAUCUUCCGGGUCUUCAACAAGUACCCUACUUCCAAGGUGGUCUACAUCGCUCCUCUGAAAGCACUGGUCAGAGAAAGGAUAGAAGACUGGAAGAUCAGGAUCGAGGAAAAGCUUGGGAGGAAAGUGAUAGAACUGACAGGUGAUGUGACACCGGAUAUGCGGGCCAUAGCACAAGCAGACCUGAUUGUCACCACACCAGAGAAGUGGGAUGGAGUCAGCCGCAGCUGGCAGAACCGCAGCUAUGUCCAGAAAGUGUCAAUUCUCAUCAUUGACGAGAUCCAUUUGCUCGGGGAGGACAGAGGGCCAGUUCUUGAAGUCAUUGUGUCCAGGACCAACUUCAUCUCAUCACACACCUCCAAGCCUGUUCGAGUGGUUGGCUUAUCCACGGCGUUGGCCAAUGCACGGGACCUGGCGGACUGGCUGGGCAUUGGACAGAUGGGCUUGUUUAAUUUCCGGCCCUCAGUUCGGCCUGUCCCAUUGGAGGUACACAUCCAUGGUUUUCCUGGACAGCACUACUGUCCCCGCAUGGCCAGCAUGAACAAGCCCGUUUUCCAAGCUAUUCGCAGUCAUUCCCCCGCAAAGCCCGUUCUGAUCUUUGUGUCAUCUCGAAGGCAGACGCGUCUUACAGCGCUCGACCUGAUCGCUUUUCUGGCCACGGAGGAUGACCCUAAACAGUGGCUUCACCAGGAUGAGAGAGAGAUGACCGACAUAAUUGCCACAGUGAGGGAUUCGAACCUGAAGCUGACACUGGCCUUUGGCAUUGGCAUGCAUCACGCUGGUCUGCAUGAAAGAGACAGGAAGACAGUGGAAGAGCUGUUUGUCAACUGCAAGAUUCAGGUGCUAAUUGCAACAAGCACUCUGGCCUGGGGUGUGAACUUCCCUGCCCAUCUUGUGAUUGUGAAGGGUACAGAAUACUAUGAUGGGAAGACUCACCGUUACGUGGAUUACCCCAUUACAGAUGUGCUACAGAUGAUGGGGCGGGCAGGUCGACCACAGUUUGAUGACCAAGGCAAAGCGGUCAUCCUUGUACAUGACAUCAAAAAAGACUUCUACAAGAAGUUUCUCUAUGAGCCCUUCCCCGUUGAGUCCAGCCUCCUUGGCGUGCUUUCUGAUCACUUGAACGCAGAGAUAGCUGCAGGAACUAUCACUUCCAAGCAGGAUGCCAUGGAUUACAUCACUUGGACUUAUUUUUUCCGUCGGCUCGUUAUGAACCCCAGCUACUACAAUCUGGAUGAUACAAGCCAUGAGACUAUAAACAAGUUCUUGUCCAAUCUUGUGGAACGAAGCCUGAGAGAUUUGGAAUGUUCCUACUGUAUGGAAAUACAAGAGGACGAGCGCACCAUUGUACCUCUCACGUACGGCCGCAUUGCCUCCUACUAUUAUCUGAAGCAUCAGACUGUUCGCAUGUUCAAGGAGAAACUGAAGCCAGAGCUUCCGGUCCAUGAGCUGCUGACCAUCCUCACAGAUGCAGAGGAGUACGCAGAGUUGCCGGUGCGCCACAAUGAGGACCAGCUGAACAGCGAGCUGGCCCAGCGGCUCCCCCUGCAGGUCAACCCACACUCCUACGACAGCGCCCACACCAAGACCCACUUGCUGCUGCAGGCCCACUUCAGCCGCGCCCAGGUCCCCUGCAGCGAUUACCUCACGGACACCAAGACCGUCCUGGACAACGCCAUCCGGAUCUGCCAGGCUAUGUUGGACGUGGCAGCGAACGAGGGCUGGCUGGUGUCUGCUCUAAGCAUCUGUAACCUCGUACAGAUGAUUGUUCAGGCCAGGUGGCUUCAUGACUCCUCUCUGCUCACCCUGCCUCAUAUUGAACAACAGAACCUCUACCUCUUCAGGAGAUGGAGCUCCAGAGGUGGGCAGGGUGGAGGCAGGGGUUAUCAAGGUCCAAUCGAAGUGCUUCCUGAACUAAUGGCUGCCUGUGAGGGAAGAGAGGAAAUCUUCACAGCUAUGGUGAGGGAGGAGCUUCAACCACAACAGAUCUCUCAGGCUUGGAUUUUUUUGGCUCACCUACCAGUGGUGGAGGUGAGUCUUAGUGUAAAAGGCUGGUGGGAGGGCUGUGAGGAGCAGACUGAGCGUGCUCUGUCCACUAGCAUCACUAACAUCAGGGAGCAGAGCAGCUGGCUGCCCGUUCAUGCUGACCAGGAGUAUGUGCUUCAGGUGUCCCUGCAGCGACUUAACAUGGGCCAGCAAAGAAGGAAACAGGACACUAGAGCCCAUGCUCCACGUUUUCCUAAGCCCAAGGAUGAAGGCUGGUUCCUGGUGCUUGGAGAGGUGGAGAAAAAGGAGCUUCUGGCAGUCAAACGUGUAGGAUAUGUUCGCAACCGGAGCGUAGCAUCUGUGGCCUUCUUCACGCCUGAGCAGACCCGGAAGUGUAUCUACACACUGUAUCUGAUGAGCGAUAGCUACCUGGGCUUGGAUCAGCAGUAUGACAUCCACUUGAAUGUGAUCCCCGCCAGCAUUUCUGCCCAGGUCAACACUGAGGUCUCUGAUAGCAUGAGCAGCAUGUCAUUUAAGUGACCUCCACCCUGGAACACGUGUGGUUCUGGCACAGGCCAGUACUCCUUGAAGACCUCUGACAACAAAGCAUCACAGGUGUGACCGAACUUGGGCUGGGCUGACCAAGAUGGCCUUAGAACUAAACUAAUACAAAAGCUACUGUGAGUUUGCUUGGUAUUAGAAUAGAAAGAUUUUCUUAGCAUUUUGCCGUUAUGACACAAAAUGCAUCAUUCUUAUUCAUUUGUAUGAUACUGCUGGACCUGUUAAUCCAGCUUUGAGGACACUGAGAAGGCAUGCAUAUGAGCAUGAGGUGGGCAGGAGCAGACAUGACGUCACUGUUAGAGCAGAAGGCCUCUGGAGAGAAUUUAUUUGAGCAGGCGGUCAGGAAUUCUGUGCAGGUGUGUAAAACAUGCUCCUCUGUGAGUGACUGCUGCACUCUACCACUGCCAGACUGUCACAUCUGUUUUGUGAAAUUUCUUUCUUUCUCUAUCUAUCUAUCUAUCUAUCUAUCUAUCUAUCUAUCUAUCUAUCUAUCUAUCUAUCUAUCUAUCUCUCGCUCUCGCUCUCGCUCUCGCUCUCUCGCUCUCUCGCUCUCUCUCUGUCAUUCUCUCUCUGCGACUUUCUCUCUCCAUCCCUCUCCAUUCCCGUAUCCUUCAACACCCUGCUGUGGAAAACCUCUGGGAUAUACAAGUGCCAAACUCAUCCAACAGGGGUUUAGAAUAAGUAAUGGCUAAAAUAAUUUGCCUUAAAUCAUUUAAGAAUGUUCUGACAAAUGUUAUAUAGAUGUACUGUCAAGUUGAUGGUUUCAGAGCUAAACUACCAAACAUUUCUCAUAUUUCAUUUUUUUCUUUAUAAUUUAGGAUGUUUUGCAUAUUCUUCAAAAUUUUCUAAUAAUUUUGCUUGAGAAAUAAAGGGAUAUGAAUGCA
Molecule: messenger RNA, 7529 nt
Organism: Pygocentrus nattereri (red-bellied piranha)
Lineage: Eukaryota; Metazoa; Chordata; Actinopteri; Characiformes; Serrasalmidae
Gene: ascc3
Product: activating signal cointegrator 1 complex subunit 3
Exons: 41
Coding region: 1-6624 (2207 amino acids)
Molecular function (GO): ATP binding; ATP hydrolysis activity; nucleic acid binding
Source: RefSeq, a predicted model, not a curated record